Messenger RNA from Trichoderma asperellum CBS 433.97, 2556 nucleotides. RefSeq lists its product as uncharacterized. The record is from RefSeq and is a predicted model, not a curated record. Gene Ontology annotation, molecular function: RNA binding. NCBI's taxonomy places the organism in Eukaryota, Fungi, Ascomycota, Sordariomycetes, Hypocreales, Hypocreaceae.
AUGGUUGCUGCUACGGCCGCUCUCCCCAACGGGGUCGCUGACGCCCCCGUUGUCGACCCUUCCCUCGCGACUGCUGGUGAAACCGACGAUAUUGUAGAUGAUGACAGCUUCAGCGACGCUUACGGCGAAGACACGGAGGAAAUGGCCGUAGAGCCUCCUCGGCAGGAGAUCGUCGACAACAACGACGACUACGCCAAGACGUUUGACUCUCCUAUCGGUCCUGGGGAAGGGGAAGACCAGGAACCCGAGCAUGUAUCAUCAGUACCACGAGAAUCCAACGAGAAUCCAUCACUUUUAUCCGAUCACUUGACUAGUCGCCCAUCAGACGUCUCUCAUGUCGCUGCUGAUUCAUCCGCGUCUGCCCCAGCUGCUCAGAACCCAUCUGUCUCUGCUGUUCAGCCCGAAGCUGGCCCUGAGCCUGCCAGCGCAGCUGUAUCUCAGCCUGGCGAUGCGCAAGCGGCUUCCAUCCCGCCAGUGGCCCAGCCCACGCUGCCCGGAGCUGACCCUACCAAGCAAGAUCCCGAAAACUCAUCAUCUGUUGACAUCCAACAACUCGUGGCUGACCUCACUGCCCAUCCAGCUGAGCCUAGCCCCGGAAACCCUGACCCAACGCCGGCUUCUGCGUCGACAGCUGAUGUCCCAGCGGCUUCAUCCAACCCCUUUCCCCCUUCUACUUCUACUCUCUCCUCCAACAUCACCGCUACCACUACUACUGCUUUGCCACUAUCUUCCUCUCUCCCACCGCGUCCUCCGCUGCCCCAGGUCGCUCCCCAAUCGUAUGCUUCUCAGCACCAUCCUCCCGGAACCAAUUCCAAUGUCUCAGCAACUGCCGGGGUGCCACCCGCGCCGGGACAGCCCUCUAGUUUUGCUAUUGCCGGUGCCCCUGGAAUCUCAACUGAAGCUCCAGGGACUCUCCCACCCCCUCCUGCCACAGCUAUGAAUCCCCCAGCUGCUGCUGCCUCCAUAAACGCUUCCUAUGCUUCCAAUCCGCCCGGAUAUCCUGUUGACCGAGCCCAUGAUGCCGAAUAUCAACGCCAGUGGGAUCAAUUCAUGGCCGAUGAGCGACAGUACAUGUCGGAGGCCAAGUGGGAUAGGUUCCCCGAAGGCUCACGCAUUUUUAUUGGGAAUCUCUCUAGCGACAAAGUCUCUAAACGUGAUGUUUUCGACAUUUUCCACAGAUUUGGCAGACUCGCCCAGAUUUCCCUCAAGUCGGCAUAUGGCUUUGUGCAGUACCACACAGUCGAGGAAGGCCGUAGUGCUCUGGAAAAUCUUCAGGGUAUGGAAGUGAAAGGACGCCGUAUCCAUUUGGAAAUCUCCCGCCUUCAAGAUAAAUCUAAGAAGGAGAGAAACCGUAGCCCUGAGCGAGCUCGUGGCGGACGUGGCGACGGUGGUCGUAGGGGAGAAAAGUAUCGCGACGAUAACCGAUCCACACGCAAUCAAUCGCCUCGUCGCAAUGACUACUAUGGCAGGAACGAUAGAAACGACAGAAAUGAUAGAGCCGAAAGGGCCGACAGGACUGAUAGCUACAGCGGUCGAGAUCGAGGAUACUAUGACUCAGGCAGAGGCCGCGGCCGCUCACGAUCUCCUGGUGGAUAUGGCAGAAACGAAAAGGACUCCUAUCGCAGGAGAAGCCCCAGUCCCUACAGUAGACCGCGACAUGAGCCAGAGCUUGAUCUACCUCGUCGAUAUGGUGCGGAUGUUCCAGAUGUGCAAAUCGUCAUGCAGCCAGAUGUCAGCCCAGAUUUUGGCACUUGGGUUGAAGGCGCCUUCAAGGCCAAAGGAUUGAGAACCCACGUCAUGUACCUCCACCCGCGGUUUCCGAAGGACCAAGUCAUCCAACGACAGGCUGCUGAAGGCGUGCACGGAGUUGUAGACCUGGAUCUUCGCGCUCAGAGCACGGCCAAAAUUCCAGUCCACUCGUUUGACCGAUCUGGAGGCAUCCACAAUGUUCGCUUCGAGCAAUAUAUCGACCUAGAGCCAGGUACAGCAGCAGAAGUCAUCUUGCGAGCAAAGGCUUCUGGCAAUGCGGCUUAUGGCCAACCAUACGGCGGUGCUGGUGGAUAUCCCAUGCAGUACGCUGCACAGGCCCCGCAACCUCCUCAUGUCGCUGCGUAUCCUGGCAUGCAGCAGCCGGGCUCGUAUCCACCGCAACCCGCACCAGCUGCACCAUCUGUGCCGUCUGCCGCCGACAUCGCGAAUCUCAUAGGGCAGGUUGACAAUAAUACGCUACAAAGGCUUCUAUCAACCAUCCAAGCGGGGGCUCCGGGAGCGAUACCAGGCGGUCUUACACAUGGCAGUACCAAGCCUGCAGCGCCAGCCGCUAACGCACCACAAGUUGAUAUUCAAGCAAUAUUAGGAUCUCUCAACGGAGGUACAGCGGCGCCACCUCCACCUCCGCCACAACAACAACAACAACACCAUGGAGCCCAUCCUCAGAUGCAGUAUGGCGCCCCAUACGGUGGUCAGCCUGCGGUUGUUGCGCAGCCAGCAGGCACGGGCGAUGCGGCGGCCCAGGUGCAGAACAUCAUGGCUCAAUUGGCUCGUUAUCGGCAGUGA